ACUGAAGGAGGUUUCAGCAAGCCAGGGGCUAAUGCUCGAGUCCCUUUCCCCCGCCCUCCUCGCGCCCUCCGCGCCCCACGACGCCGCGACCUGCCCCGACAAGGCGCCGGCGGCGCGGCUGGCGGCACUCGCCGCCGCGGGGGCCGCGGGGGUGCCGUUCACAAGCGGCGUUCUGGUCGGGAUUGGGGAGUCGCGGCGGGAGCGGCUGGAGUCCUUAAUUGCGAUCCGGCGGGCGCAUGAAACAUACGGCCACGUCCAGGAGGUCAUCAUCCAAAACUUCCG
Messenger RNA from Monoraphidium neglectum, 282 nucleotides. RefSeq lists its product as hypothetical. Gene Ontology annotation, molecular function: 7,8-didemethyl-8-hydroxy-5-deazariboflavin synthase activity. The annotation marks the transcript as partial. The transcript has a single exon. Lineage: Eukaryota; Viridiplantae; Chlorophyta; Chlorophyceae; Sphaeropleales; Selenastraceae. The record is from RefSeq and is a predicted model, not a curated record.